Molecule: messenger RNA, 1830 nt
Organism: Alternaria ventricosa
Lineage: Eukaryota; Fungi; Ascomycota; Dothideomycetes; Pleosporales; Pleosporaceae
Exons: 2
Coding region: 1-1830 (609 amino acids)
Molecular function (GO): long-chain fatty acid-CoA ligase activity; long-chain fatty acid transmembrane transporter activity
Source: RefSeq, a predicted model, not a curated record
AUGGAUGCAACAGCGGCUGCUGCAUCUGUAGCAGCUAUUUCCGGGCUCGCAGCAUACGUCAACGCGAAAUACCACAUUGCACAAGACCUGAGAGGACUGAGGUUCAAGAAGAACGCAGCUAGUUACUAUGAGCAACUCGCCAUCUGGUCGCGGGAGAAAACGUACACAUGGCAACAAGUUCACGAUGGCGCCGUCCAAUGGGGACACUUCUUUCUCUCCCAAGGCGUAAAGCCGGGCGAUAUGGUGGCUACUUACAUGAUGAACAGCGCAGACUUUGUGGUCAUCUGGUUGGGUCUGUUUUCUAUCGGUGCCGCGCCUGCCCAUCUUAACUACAACCUCAAAGGAGAAGGACUGGUGCAUUGUCUUAAAGUCGCGGAUGUGAAAGUUGUCCUUGUUGACGAAGAAGAGGGGUGUCAAGAACGAUUUGAGGGUGUGAGGACGACAGUGGAAGAGUUGGGUGUCACAGCUUUCAGGGUCGAUCGAGACCUGACUAGCAAGGUUCAGCAGCACAGCACCCAAGUACCCGGCGAUCAGUACAGAGAGAACGUCAAGGGUUCCGAUCCGACAUGUCUCUUGUACACAUCAGGAACGACGGGUCUACCAAAAGGAGGAAAGUUCAUGGUAAACCGUUUCCACGAACGAGGAAAUCCGCAAACCCUUGCCUUUGACCAGAAAGCCGGGCCAAACGGAGACCGAUGGUAUUGCUGCAUGCCGCUAUUCCACGGUACAGGUGGUCUAUCUGUGCUAUCAGCGCUUUCAGGUGGCGUUAGCGUGGCAAUAGGACGAAAGUUCUCCGUCAGCACAUUCUGGGACGACAUCCACGACUCUAAGUCUACCCUUUUCGUUUACGUCGGCGAAGCAGCGCGAUAUCUGCUCAUGGCGCCACCACAUCCACGGGAGCGAGACCACCGAUUACGCGCCAUGUACGGCAACGGCAUGCGACCCGAUGUCUGGAACCGAUUCAAAGAGCGCUUCAACGUCCCUGAAGUAAUAGAAUUCUUCAACUCGACAGAAGGCGUUCUUGGUAUGGUGGUUCACAGCAAAGGACCCUUCACGGCAACGACAGUAGCGCAGCACGGUGCUAUCAUCAGACGACUUCUUCACGACGUAUACAUACCUGUUCCCAUCGACCCGGAAACUGGAGAGCUACUCCGAGACCCCAAGACCGGAUUCGUGAAGCGCAAUUCGUAUAACGAGGGUGGCGAGAUCUUGGUCGCUGUACCGAGUGAAGAAGCAUUCGCUGGGUACCAUAACAAUCCAAAGGCAACGGCAAAGAAGUUCGAGAGGAACGUGUUCAAGAAGGGCGAUCUGUUCUACCGAUCUGGUGAUGCGCUCAGACGGGAUGACGAUGGGCGCUGGUUCUUCCUUGACCGACUGGGCGAUACAUUCCGAUGGAAGAGCGAGAACGUAUCUACAGCUGAGGUAGCAGAAGUUCUCGGACAAUACCCCGGUGUGGGCGAGGCCAUCGUAUACGGUACACUUGUCCCUGGGCACGACGGUCGCGCUGGCUGCGUCGCUCUCCGGCUUGCCGAUGGCGUCAGCCCCGAGACGUUUGACUGGAAAGCACUAUUGGAGUACUCGAGGAGUAAAUUGCCGAGAUACGCAGUACCGAUCUUCUUGCGCUUGGUCAAGGAAGCGAGUAAUACGGAUAACCAGAAGCAGAAUAAGGCGCCGCUGCGGGCAGAGGGCAUGGAGAUUGACAAGUUUGGCACUAAGGUUGUGGGUGGCGGUGAUGAUGUGGUUAUGUGGAUGAAGCCGGGUGAGGAUCGGUAUGUGAGGUUUACUAUGGGUGAUUUGGAGGCUUUGAGAAGUGGGAAGACUUUGCUGUAG